AUGCAGAUACAAGACGAGGGAUGCUGCCCAGAGCUUGUUCAUUCUGCAAUGGCGGCGUUUGACCAGAAUAGCGCCUCAUCCAUCUCGGCCCUGAGCAGCGAGCCCGAAAUCGUUGAAAGCUACGAAGAACAAGUACCAACCGCCAGCCAUGCCCUUGCCGAAGAAAGCAUCCAAGCUGAUGCCGAAAACAAGGGCGCCAGCCAGACCGAGCACGAUGAGAUCGAGGUGAAGAAUAUAGGAUGGAACAAGGAGCCGCAUCAUGUUCCGCAGCCGGUGGUUGGCGGCAUGAGGAACGAAGAGCUGUGGGUGUUGAUACGACGAUUCAACAAGCAAGUCUUUGAGGUGAGGAGCAUCGAGAAAGCUCCGCUGGCCGAUCUGGACAUGAACAUUGCAGAGGACAAUGUGUUUUCUCCGGAGAAGCUGCGCGCGCAACUGGAGCGCCUGUACAUGACGAUCGCUGUGUCUAUGAUAUGUCUCUGGAAGCACAUUGCACGCCUGCGGUCGUGGAGAGAAGCAGAGAGAACGGCAGUGUUUCUGGCAGUCUACAGCGUUGCGUGGCUGCUUGAUCUGCUGGUGCCCGUUGAAAUCGCGUUCCUCAUGUGCUUGGUCGCCUAUCCGCCGGCCCGAGCCAUCUGCUUCCCUCCUGUACCGCCGGCAAUUGUCGACUCCAAGACAGGGGGCGUUCAGAAACCGCCGUCGGGAGUCCUCGCGUCUGAUAGCUCCCUCACGGGCGCUCCUGAAAAGCACGAAGGCGAAGGCGUCGAACAGGAGGCACACAGCUUCGUCAACAGUGUUGCAUCAGUAAUCAUCGGCACGAGUGCGGGAAAGCAUCCUCAAGGCGAUCCCCACGACGAUAACACCGCUCCAGAUCCUACAAACAUCACUUCGGACGUAUCCGCCGCCAAGGACUCUGCUGAUGGACAAGAUGUCAGUGCAAAGCAUGACAGGACAAAGAAGCCUGUUUCCAACAUUGUCUGGACCAACGUGGGGCCCAUCAUGCACAUGCUUUCGGAAGUCGUUGAUACCUGGGAGCGGUUUGGCAACGCCCUCAGCCCUACGCCUCCGUUCCCCGUCGAGCGACCUAGAUUGACAUUGGCUGCGUGUCUCUUGCCUCCGUUGCUACUGUCCUUCUUCGUGUCCUCAUACAUGCUGCUAAAAGGCAUCGCAUUUGGCGUCGGGUUUCUCUUUUUUGGCGACCCCAUCAUUCAGCCAGCGCUGCAGUUCGCCAAUCGCACAUAUCCACGAUGGCAAAAAUUCAUCGAGCUGCGGAACACAAUUCUACGAGGCAUACCGACUAAUGCCCAGCUUGCCGUCACCUUACUGCGCAUUGGCGAGAGGAACAAGGCGCCAAUCCCGCCACCACCGACUUCCGAUUUGCCGCCCCCGAUCAGGAUUGAUUCAGAAGCUGCGGACCAGGUCGGUAACUUGGGUGUCACAGACGCCGAAGCGAGACAAGCGCUGCAUCCCGACUUGGAUCACGCAAACGAAGUCAAAGACGACAGCCAACAACGAAAGCCCAAACGGUCUCAUCGGAUUAUCAACCUGCUCAAAGGCACUGCAAAGGGAGGCGUUGAAACGGCUCUUACCGCCGACAAAGCCAAAGCCGCCGUUGGCGCUGCCCAGGCACGGAAUCGCCUGGGCGUCGUGAAUAAACGAACAGUUGACGACCCUCCAUCUGGCCCAGUCUGCUUCCCCGCUCGAUGCGGCGGCAAAAAGGGCCAUGCCUACAUCACCGCAACGGCUACAAGCCCUGCGCUGAGUUGGACCCCCAAGCAUGAAGACGUCAGCCCGGCGUGGACAGUUGCCAUUGAGGACAUUCGCCAGCUGAAGAAGGUUGGAGGCUUGGGGUGGAAGAGCAAGAUUGUGGUCGGAUGGGCGACACAGAGAGAAGUCGUGGACGGACUAGUUGUGAGAACAAAGGACGGAAAAGAGUAUCAUUUGACGGCCGUCAUGGUUCGCGACGAGCUGUUUAACCGUCUGAUUGCUAUGGGUCAUCAGAUGUGGGAGGCAUGUUGA
Messenger RNA from Trichoderma gamsii, 2016 nucleotides. RefSeq lists its product as hypothetical. The transcript has 4 exons. Lineage: Eukaryota; Fungi; Ascomycota; Sordariomycetes; Hypocreales; Hypocreaceae. Bases 1 to 2016 code for a protein of 671 amino acids. The record is from RefSeq and is a predicted model, not a curated record.